CCCGCGCGGGGCCGGCGGGGUGGGCGGGAGUGGUGCUUCCCAGGCUCUCCCUUUAAGAGGCAGCCCGCGGUGACGAAUUGUUGCAAUUGCCAUGGCAGGAUGGCAUUCCGCUAUAAAGGCAUUGUUCCACCUCCGCCCCUCGCCACAGCGCGCUGCCUCUGCCUCUGCCUCCGCCGCCGGCUGCGGGCACGCACCCAGGAGGGGCAAACACAUGAGCGGGAGGGAGGGCGGCCGGGGGGAGAGAGGCAGCCCGGCCGGGUCGCGGUUCUCUAGCUCGCUUGCUGCACGCUCCGCUCUCGCCGCGGCUUCUGCCCCCGCCUCGCGGCUCGGGACCCCCUCGGCGGACACGCGGGACCAGCCGGGCGAGGGGAGCAGGUCCCGGCCCGGCCCCUCCGCUGCCUCUCCCCGCCCGCCUGCCCCGCGGGGCUGAGGAGCCUCCGGACGACCCGCGCCGGGACCAGUACCGGGACCGCCGCCUCCCCGCUGCCGCCUGCCGCCGCCGCCCGGGACCGCGGCCGCUCGCCGCCCACGUGUUGCUACCGGCGCGCCCGCCUCUGUGUGUGUGUGUGUGUGUGUGUACCUGUAUGUGUACCUGGGUGUGAGUGUACCUCUGUGUGUGUGUAUACCUGUGUGUACCUCUGUGUGUGUGUGUGUGUGUGUGUGUGUGUACCUGGGUGUGAGUGUACCUGUGUGCGUGUACUUGUGUGUGAGUGUACCUCUGUGUGCGUGCAUAACUGUGUGCGAGUGCCUGUGUGUGUGUGUACCUGUGAGUAUACCUCUCUGUGGUUGUGGGUGCCUGUGAGUCUGCCUGUGUGUGUACCUGUGUGCGUGUGGCUGUGUGAGCGCCUGUCUGUGUGCGUGUGUGUAUACCUGUGCGUGUAUCUGUGCGCGCGCGCGUGCCGGUGUCCGUGCCUGUGAGUUUGGGGGUGUCUGGCCGUGUGAGAGUGUGCCUGUGUGAGUGUGUGCGAGCGUGCGUGUGCGCCCCGCUGUCCCCCGGCGGGCGGGCCGGGACGCGCAGAGGCGGAGCGAUGCCGGUGCCGGUGCCGGUGCCGCUGGUGCUGGCGCUGGCGCUGGCGCUCCCCUUGCACUUGAGCGCGGCGCAGCCCGGCCCCGGCGCGGCACCUGCCAGUGCCUAUGAUAAAGGCGGGCCGGGCGCGGGGUCGGCCCCCGGCUCCCAGCGGCGCAGCGGCGGGGUACGGGGCAUCCAGCGGCUGUAUGCGGGGGGCGGGCGCGCGGGCUACAGCCUGCAGGCGGCCGGGCGGCGCUUCCUGCUGGACCUGGAGCGGGACGAGGCGCCGGGGCCGCGGGCGCGCUGCUCCUACCGCGGCACUGUGGACCGCAACCCCCGCUCCCUGGCCGUCUUCGACGUGUGCGGGGGCUUGGCCGGCUACUUCGCCGUGGGGCACGCCCGCUACACCGUGAAGCCCCUGCUGGGGGUGCGGGGCACAGGGCGGCAGCGCCCCUACUCGCCCGGGGCCACCCAGGUCCCGCACCUCUUCGUCAGGGACCGCUUCAGCUUCCAGGCGCUGCCCGCUCGCCCCAGCUGCGAGACCCAUGACCCCCCGCCGCAGGGGCAGAGGCAGGGCAGGGAUGUGCCCGCCCCGGAGCGGGCGAGGGGUGGACGGAGGCGGCGCUCUGUGUCCCGGGCGCGCCAAGUGGAGCUUCUCCUGGUGGCUGAUGACUCCAUGGCCAAGAAGUAUGGCAAGGGCCUCCAGCACUACUUGCUGACCCUGGCAACCAUCGCCUCGCGCCUCUACGGGCAUGCCAGCAUUGAGAACCACAUCCGGCUGGCGGUGGUGAAGGUGGUGGUGCUAGGUGAGAAGGACAAGGGGCUGGAGGUCACCAAGAACGCCGCCACCACACUCAAGAACUUCUGCAAGUGGCAGCACCAGCACAACCCACUGGAGGACGACCAUGACGAGCACUACGAUGCUGCCAUCCUCUUCACCAGGGAGGAUUUAUGCGGGCAUCAUUCAUGUGAUACUCUGGGAAUGGCAGACGUUGGGACCAUAUGCUCCCCUGAGCGCAGCUGUGCAGUGAUUGAAGAUGACGGCCUCCAUGCAGCUUUUACAGUGGCUCACGAAAUUGGGCACUUGCUUGGGCUUUCACAUGAUGAUUCCAAAUUCUGUGAAGAGAACUUUGGCUCCAUGGAAGAUAAGCGUUUAAUGUCCUCCAUCCUAACAGGCAUCGAUGCUUCCAAACCCUGGUCCAAAUGCACUUCAGCAACAAUAACUGAAUUUUUGGAUGAUGGCCAUGGUAACUGUUUACUGGACCAACCAAAAAAACAGAUCUUAGGCCCUGAGGAGCUUCCAGGACAAACUUAUGAUGCCAUUCGUCAGUGCAAACUGGCAUUUGGGCCUGAAUACACAGUGUGCCCUGGUAUGGAUGUAUGCUCUCGCCUGUGGUGUGCAGUCGUUCGCCAAGGUCAGAUGGUUUGUCUGACCAAAAAGUUGCCUGCUGUGGAGGGGACACCAUGUGGAAAAGGAAGGAUUUGCCUCCAUGGAAAAUGCGUUGACAAAACAAAGAAGAAAUAUUAUUCGGCUUCAAGCCAUGGUAACUGGGGAUCCUGGGGACCUUGGGGACAGUGCUCCCGUACAUGUGGUGGAGGCGUUCAAUUUGCUUAUCGUCACUGCAAUAAUCCAGCUCCUAGAAAUAGUGGACGGUACUGCACAGGAAAACGGGCCAUUUAUCGCUCCUGUAAUGUUGUAGCCUGUCCAGCAAAUGCUAAAUCUUUUCGACAAGAGCAAUGUGAAGCAAGAAACGGCUAUCAGUCUGAUGCAAAAGGUGUCAAAACAUUUGUGGAGUGGGUCCCCAAGUAUUCAGGAGUGCUUCCUGGAGAUGUUUGCAAGCUCACCUGCCGAGCCAAAGGAACAGGAUACUAUGUUGUGUUUUCUCAGAAGGUGACUGAUGGAACUGAGUGUAGACCCUACAGUAAUUCAAUCUGUGUCCGGGGGAAAUGUGUUCGAACUGGUUGUGAUGGGAUCAUCGGCUCAAAGCUCCAGUAUGAUAAGUGUGGUGUGUGUGGAGGAGACAAUUCCAGCUGCACAAAAGUCAUGGGAACCUUUACAAAAAAGAGUAAGGGAUACACAGAUAUAGUGAAAAUACCAGAGGGGGCAACUCACAUCAAAGUCCGACAAUUUAAAACUAAAGACCAGAGCAGGUUCACAGCUUACCUAGCCCUGAAAAAGAAAAAUGGUGAGUAUCUUGUCAAUGGGAAAUAUAUGAUCUCCACUUCAGAAACCAUCAUUGAUCUCAACGGAACUGUUAUGAACUAUAGUGGCUGGAGUCACAGGGAUGAUUCCUUGCAUGCAAUGGGACAUUCUGCCACGAGGGAGAUCCUUAUUGUACAAAUUCUUGCAACUGACCCAACUCAACCAGUGGAUGUGCGCUAUAGUUUCUUUGUGCCAAAGAAGCAAGUACAAAUGACUAACUCUGUCACAAGCAACAGUAACAAAGUCACUCCACAGCUCGCUCAGCCACGGUGGGUAACUGGGCCGUGGCUUUCUUGUUCUCGAACAUGCGACACAGGAUGGCACACUAGAACUGUUCAGUGCAAAGAUGGGAAUGGAAAACUCACAAAAGGAUGUCUUCUGUCUCAGAGACCAUCAGCAUUUAAACAGUGCUUGCUAAAAAAAUGUUAACCUGUGGUGAUGAUCUUGAAAAAAGAGAUCUGGUUAAGACAUUGUUGACAUACUGGUGUUAGUUCUAUCCAGGCAGAGAGAAGCCAAGGCUUCAAUAUAUUUACAUGCAGCCUCAAAUUAUGGGCAGAAUCUGCCUAUUUGGACCAAAUGAAGAUGUGCACUGCUUUAAGGGAUAGUAGAAUGAUAUUGGUAUGUCAAAGAAACUAAGCAUAAAAGUUAUAAUAAGCCCUCUGUGUCUGCAAAAAAAGGAGAAAAAAAAAAAAACCCCGAAGAGGAAAAACUAGUGAAUGGAAGAUCCUAGGAAGGUUACAGAAUCAUCUCCCCUUUUUCACCUACCUCUAAUACUGUAUGUCCUUAGACAAUUUUGUCAUACUUACCCAUGAUACCACAGUAGCUUAUUUUAUACUGUUUGUAAAUAUCUUUCAUUUGGUAUGUCACUUUAUAUCACUUGGUUCUAUUAAAAACAAUCUUUAUAUAAGCAAAGUGAUUGACCAAAGUAUGUCUGCAGCCAUUUUUCAGAAAUGGCUGUAGAUGUUUUACUGGAAAACAAAGAGCUUGCUGCUGUUUUUAAGAUUUAAUAGAUUUUUUCUGACAAGAGGAAAUACAUUUCCAUUCUAGGAAUUUCCUGACCGCAGAACUUUAUUCUAUAAUAAACAAUGCCUUUCCACCCAGAAAUUCUCAUAGACAGAACAUCUCGGCAGCCUAUAGAGGAACAAUCGCUGCUGUUCUGCUUCUCUAUAUGAAAUAAAGACAUACUGUAUUUUGUAAAAAGUUAUAGAACCAAAAACUACAGUUUAGAUAACCAAGUGUCUUCUAACUGAGACUGUUCUCAACUGCUUUCUCUGUUAUUUUCUCUAUGGUUUCCAUCUGAAAUCUUACAAUGUGUAAUUACCUACAUCUAUAAAGGUCAAAAAACACAGCAAGCAGUUAAUAGCAUUUUAUCAGUGUUUUGUCCAUCAUGUCUAACCCUGGUAUUCCUCUUACCAGCAAAAGUUUGUCAUUAUUUGUCUUUUUUUAUGGUUUAUUUGGUUUAAAAGCUGUAGAAGUCAUUUGUGUUUUGUACACCUUGCAUAUUUGGGAGGAUUAUGAGUCGUUACAAAGUCAAACCACAUGAGGAUGUGGUGGAUAUAACUAAUAUCAGUAAGACUAUUUCCACAGAGCAGGCAGCAGUUUGUAAUGUCUUUCAGCAGUCCUUUCCAAGUGGCAUUUUUGUCUGACAAAAGACUGCCACUGAAGAACAUUUCAUGGUAGGUGAAUAGCAGCUAAAGGCACGAUAAAAAAACUAUCUCAGUCUUUUCUUUUGAAUUCUGCAAGCUUUUGUCAGACCCCAAAAUAAUAUAUUUUUUUAAAGUCUCUACAACCUGUGAUGAAAAUAGAAACCUCUAAUUUGCCCUCACAGUCUGAGAAUAUGAAAUUACAAGGGGAUUUUCAGAAGAGCCUAAGAGAAUAAAAUUCAGUGGAAUUGGGAACUGAAUUCCUUUUAGGCUCUUUCGAAAUUUCCAGUCUCAGAGACCUCAGUAAAGAAAACUGAUCUGUGUCCCUAUCACAGAAGGAAAAUUUCAUUUCAGACCGGCACAGACAUGCUUCAGUGACUAUGAACACUGGAAGCAUGGGAUCAUUUCAAAAUAGCUGAGAAUUGCUAUACCUACAGAGAUGAACCUUGGAGAAUCACCUAUUGUUGUAGAAUAUUUUAAACAGGGGGUGUUUAUCUGUGACAGCGGAAAGCAAGGGUAGGCCAGAAGGAAUGAAUCUGAGUGACUGAGGCUGGCAAGAACAUUAUGGCCUGAUUUCUACAAGUAGUCCUGAGCAACAAGGGUGGAUAUUAAAGAAUCCCCAAUGUUCAUUAUUGGCCCAUCUCUAAAAUAAUACGGUCUCCACCCCAGGCUCUAAAGAAUUGCAAAUUUGUAGAAUCCACUUCAGAACUGUCUAUCUCUCCCCUAGCCAUUAAAACAAAGACUGCAUUUACAUGGUAGCUUUAUGCUUCAGGGUGGCACCCUCAACCACACUUCUCUGGGUGAACAAUUUCCUAAACUCCAAGCAAUACAGGCAUGUCACAAGCUGGUCAAUUAGCUGAGAGUUAAUUAGCAUUAUUGUUCAGUUGUGGUUAUUAGCUUGCUUUAUGUACCACACAGAGACACACCAUGGCUUUCAGUUUAGAAGGCAGCCCAGCCAGAGCAGCACAGUGUGCUUGAGAAUGCUGCUAUGGAGCUUGACAAGUUUACCCAACUCAGCCUAAGUACAGCUGACUGUCCUUUUAAAUUAUACUGUUUGAAUGCUUCAGUGGAUGCAUUACUGAAUUAUUAAAAGGUUCUUAAUAGAGAACCUUCAUUAGGGAGAAAGCAAUCACCAUGUAACAUGGAUCACAGCAUGCACUUGCCAUAUAAAAUACUUUUUGUUUCUUUCCCAUUUUAUAAUUCUGGAGCUAGAAUGUGCAAGGAUUUUUGAGUCAUAAUAAUCUAUUAAAGUAUUAAAUAGGGAUGAGUAAAUAAUGUUGGACGUUAUUCAAAUAAAAUCACACAGGCUCUACAGUUAAACUAUUUUUGUUUAAAAUUAUCUUGUUCCUAGAAAGAGUUUAUGUGUAAAAAAAUCUGUAUGAAAACAAACCACUAUAGUGAAUCAUCCAUCUUUUUAACUAAAAUUAAUUUUCCUAGCCUAUGUAGUACCUUAUAGUCAAAUAUUUGAAAACUGGUUACAGAGCAUGAAAUGCAGGAAACACUAUUACCACACCUUCACACUGGAGUUCUAGACUUGACUCCCGUCUGAUUGUAGAAAAAUGUAAAGGCAACAAAAGACAAUACCUUACAGUGUAACUGAUUCAACAUCAACUGAUUUUAAUGGGCCUUGAUUCAAUCUCAGGGUACCAGGAUUUGUUUUUGUGGGAAGUACCCUGUCUCUCUCACUCUGCAUACAUCAUGGAGUUACAUGCAAGAUGAAUUUAGUGUUAUACCAAAGGUGAAGGUUGUCCCUCACUGAGAAGCUGCCCAUCAUAGUAACAGUCAUAUGCUAGGUGAAGCUUGUGAAGGAAACAUGGUAACUCAGGCACAGGAGAAGGAUACAGAGUAGGGAAGAACAAUCGAAAUCUGAGCUGAGCUUAUGGUGAUGUGAAUUUUGGUGUAAGUUACAGAGCAGGAGUAAAAUGGACAGACUUGUAAGUAAUAAAGCAGCAUAAAUUGUAUGAAUUUAGCGCUGAGCGUGCAAAAAAGUGUAACAUAGACUGAAAGGGGCAGAGUUGCAAAAGGAGCAAUUUUUUAAUUUUUAAAAAUAAAAAUAUUUUUAUUCCUAUUCUGAUCAUCUACAUCCUCACACAUAAUAUGACAUCACUGUUUAUAUCACUCCUGAGUUUUGCCCAAAAGGCUUCAGAAAUUGAUUUAAGCCAAUGCAAAGCCAAAUUUAAAAGCCAAAAGCAAUGUGUUCUGUAGAGAAAUAAUUCAUACUUACUGUAUCCAGUGCUAAAUUCACAACUAAUAUAAGGGGAUACAACUCCACUACUUUCCAUGGAUAUAAGCCCACUAACAUCAAUGCUUUUUAUGUGUCUUCCUCUAAACUAACUUAUCACAUGCUUAGAUUAGUCAUCCUCUUUAUGACAAAGGUUUUCAAGUCAGGUUUGAUGGUGUUUAAGAAAUUUAAUUUAGUUGCCUUCCUGUGGAAACAGUUUUAUCCCAUGGGGGAGGGGAAAGAACUUUGUGGAUCAAUCACAAAUGUAAAAAAGCAACACAGCACUGAAAAAAAAAAUAAUUUAUUGUUUUUACAACUGGUAUGUGAAUGGAUGUAAUGAAUUUAUUUAUUCUUAUUUAACAAAAAUACCAAUUGUGCAAAUUCUAUAUUUAAAGUAUGUUGCUAUCGUCUCUCUUUCUUUUUUAAUUUAUGCUUCAUGUUUGUGUUAAAAGUACACCUUGUGAGUUUACAUAAUGUACAGCACUGGUUGCUUAUGUAUGUUUUUCAGAAAGCUUUCUGCAUGAAAUAGGGGUAUAUGUCUGUAUACACCUAUGCUCACAUACUGUAUAUUCACUUUCUGCUACAAGCUUUUUCUAAGAAAAAUUGUGAAUUUUUAGUUUUUGUGAUUUAGGCUCAAAACUUCUUGUUCUACUUUUUUUUGAAAACCUCAUGACAACCAAAUCAUAGAGUUCCACUGACCUAAAACACAUUAAGUCCUAAAAAAAUAAGUGCCAGAUUCUCAUUUCAGAUACAUGCCUACAGAUUCAAUUCAUCAUUCAGAUUUUGCCAUUCACUUAAAUGGGAGCAGGAUCAGGCCUGUAAGGUGCCUAUUUGUAUGUGCAUGUGCUUCCUAAAGUGAACUGUCUGAACUACCAUAUUCAGGGUAUAUGAGGAAGAAAUCUUUAAUCUUGCCUGUAAAAAGGACCAAAAUAACAUAUGCUUUUUAUUUUUAGUGAUUGCACUGUAAAAAUAUGCUACUAGUAACAUGACACUGUUCCCAUUUUUCUAUACAAUGAAGUUUGCUAUAUUUUAGUCUCAUUAUAUUCCAGAACUAUGUACCUGGUAAGAUAUGGUAAGACACACAAAAAAAGUAAUCCAGAUUUGUACUGAUCCCACAACAUGCCUUUGGAAAGCACCAUGGGUCUUUGUUGUUUCCAUUAUUUGUCAGAUCUAGGGCCUAUUAAUGGGAGGUGUAUUAGACCCUAUAAGAAGUUAUUUGCAGUAUAAACAAACCUACAACUGCCUUAUAAUCAUCUAUUUUUAUGAUGCAAAAUGCCACUCUGAUUACUUUAGCCUAAUCUUAAGCAAAUAAUUUGGUCCAAAUCAUUCAGGUGUCUGUCAUUUGGAAUGUGUGUACAAUUCUCCAUCAGUGACAACCAGAUUCAAAACCUACUGAAGUCAACGGAAAGCCUUCCCUUUUGAUUUCAUUGGGCUGUGGAUCAGGUAUGACUGAGCUGUGAGCAACACGGUUAAUUGUAAUGCCCUGCUCAACAUUGUGUUUAGGUGAGUGAUUCUCCCCUGAUUUUACCAAGCGUCAAUAAGACAAACAAUGGGUUGUCAUCUAUUAGUGAGGAACAAGGAGUAUUCUGCAAUGCUGAAAUAGCCAAAAUCUGAUAUUUUACAUCAGGACUGCAAUUUGUAACCAAAGCAGGGUUUGGGGGGGGGGGGGGGCAGUUGGUUAGGGCUUUUAUUUUUGUUUUUGUUUUGUUUUGUUUUGUUUUGUUGGCACAUCUCUGAGAUAGUGCACAGUUUCCACUGAGUUGUCACCGUAUGUCUCUGCAUUAAUACUUGUUACUAACAGUAAACUCAGGAGGGUUUUGUUUGUUACCAUCCCUAUGAACAUGCAGAAUAUUGGCUGGUUAUUGAAUUUGACUCUACAAAUCAAUAUCAUUACAAAUACCCGCUGAUGUUUAUUCUUGUCAGUUCUAUUUACUGUUCCUUAAGUAUUUCUGGUUUUUUGUUUGUUUGCUUGCUUGUUUUGUGUGCGUGUUUGCUAACAUGUACAGCUGCAGAGAUACUUAGCAUGGGAAAAAUGUCAGUGACAGAUCCUCAGCUGGAGUAACCAGCAUAGAUUCAAGAUCCAGCCUCCAGCCCAUUUUAUUCCAAAUGCAAGUUUGUGGGGAUGGCAACCAAACUGUGAAAGAACCCAACUAGAAUCUCAGUCUUCUGAGUGAAUGAAAUGAAAAGUCAUUUUCUGCUACUCUAUAUUUCCUGAACAUCUUCAUAGAUUCUUUGUCCUGCCUCUUUAGCUACUGUAGUUACAUGUCAAAAGCAAAAGUUACACAGCUGUUUCAUCUUAAAGUUGUUGUUAGAUAUUUACAGUAGCUGUCAGGAUAUUUAAAACACUUCUGUGUAUAGCAACUGAAAUGUCAUGUAGUCAAAACUGAACAACUAGAUAUGUGUAUGAAUAUGUACAGAUUAACUAUGCCUAUAUAGAAAUAUAUAUUGUAUAUGUGGAUGGGUAUAGGAUAUAUGGGUCUCCCUUAUUUUUCACACAGAAUCAAAUUCUGACUUCAGUUACAUUAGUGUAAAUCCGGAGUGACUUCAUUAAAUGAUUCGAUCUUAUUGGAACUGUUCCAGAUUUAUAACACUGUAACUGAGAGCAGAAUCUGUCCCAAUGCCUAAUAAAUGGUUUGCACAAUUCAUCACAUAAAAUGUGAUGUAGUAUUAUGUAGUAUUCAGUGAACACUGUUCAUCAUAUGAAAUGUUACUCAGUGAAACUCAUAGAAAUAGAUAUUGCUAAUAUCUCAUCAGACACAGAAAAUAAUAUCCUGAAUUCAAAUGUUUUUGGGCAGUGCUAUAAAUAAUCUGUUUCUGUUCUAUUGCAAGGUCACUUAACAUAAAGUAAAACAGGUAAAACAGAAACAAGAGAGGUAUUGUAGGGAAGACUGGGGGAAGUACAAAAUUAUUUUGCUUAGUUUAUAUCACAAACCUGUUAAUUUACUGCAACAGUGGCCUGCCUAUUCUUUAAAAUAUUACAUCUUGCAUUAUAGUUAACUCAGUUGAAAUACGAGUACCCUUUGGGAAACUAAGGCGUGUCACUAAAAUUUACUUUUGUUCUGAUAAAUGCCUAAACAAAGAGGAUUCAUCUCUUAGAUCACUAUGUCAGUCUGUUUACACAAUCAAAUAAUUCAUUAAACUAAAUAUAAAUCCAUUUGAACUGCAUUGUACAAGAUCUAUACUGUACUGUGACACAUUAAAGGCCAAUGCUUUGUUUUGUAAACUCUUACAUAUGUAUAAUUUACCAGCUGUAAUCUUAAAUACUUGAGUAUGUGGUUUCAAUGAAAGUAAUAAAUACAAACUGUACCACAGA
This is a messenger RNA of Alligator mississippiensis (American alligator), 10389 nucleotides long. It is a transcript of the gene ADAMTS5, whose product is annotated as ADAM metallopeptidase with thrombospondin type 1 motif 5. The transcript is spliced from 8 exons. Gene Ontology annotation, cellular component: extracellular matrix. Gene Ontology annotation, molecular function: metalloendopeptidase activity. Lineage: Eukaryota; Metazoa; Chordata; Crocodylia; Alligatoridae. The record is from RefSeq and is a predicted model, not a curated record. Gene Ontology annotation, biological process: extracellular matrix organization; proteolysis. The coding region runs from base 1029 to 3641 and encodes 870 amino acids.